Molecule: messenger RNA, 672 nt
Organism: Arvicola amphibius (Eurasian water vole)
Lineage: Eukaryota; Metazoa; Chordata; Mammalia; Rodentia; Cricetidae
Gene: Fndc10
Product: fibronectin type III domain containing 10
Exons: 1
Coding region: 1-672 (223 amino acids)
Source: RefSeq, a predicted model, not a curated record
AUGCGCGCUCCGCCGCUGCUGUUGCUGCUGGCCGCCUGCGCGCCGCCCUCCGGCGCCGCUGUGGUCCCCACGCCACCGGGCUGGGAGCCGGCUUCCGACGCGCCCUGGUGUCCCUACAAGGUGCUGUCCGAGGGCCCCGAGGCGGGCGGUGGGCGCCUAUGCUUUCGCAGCCCCGCUCGGGGUUUCCGCUGCCAGGCUCCGGGCUGCGUGACGCUGGUCUCGGCGGGUGGUUCUCUGCGCGCCCACGUCCUGCGCAACCGCAGCGUGUUGCUGCAGUGGCGACUGGCACCGGCCGAGGCGCGCCGCGUGCGAAUCUUCGCGCUGAACUGCUCGUGGCGUGGCACCUACACACGCUUCCCGUGCGAUCGCGUGCUGUUGGGCGCCUCCUGCCGCGACUACCUGCUGCCCGACGUGCACGACAGCGUACGCUACCGCUUGUGCCUGCAGCCGCUGCCGUUACGCGCCGAGCUCGCCGCCACCCAGCCAGAGCUCGCCGAGUGCGUGGAGUUCACCGCCGAACCGGCAGCUAUGCAGGAGAUCGUGGUGGCCAUGACGGCGGUGGGCGGCUCCAUCUGUGUGAUGUUGGUGGUCAUCUGCCUGCUGGUGGCCUAUAUCACCGAGAACCUCAUGCACCCGACCUUCCGGCGACCCAGUCUGCGCAGGCAGUCCUGA